CUCGGGUUUUAACAUUGGAAUAGCGGUUUACGAUGGCUUUCCCAGAGACCUCAUACUGGCUGAAAUUCUUCAAGGAUGCUAGUAUACCUGCUGGGGACGCUGCAAACUAUGCCGUUACGUUUACAGACAAUAGGAUCCAGAGUGACAUGCUCCAGGACCUGACAAAGGAUUACCUUAACUGCAUGGGAAUCACAAUUCUGGGUGAUGUCAUCAACAUCCUCAAACAUGCCAAGACAGUACAUAUACAGGAGGCAAGAGAAAAAACUUUAAGAGCUUCACAGCCUUCACCAACCCCGAGAAGAUCAACAGCUGCCAGUCGGAUUGUGGAUCAUUACCUCGGUAAAGACCCAGAUGCAGUUCCAAUGAAUCUUCCUGUGGUACAUGUACCGAAGAUCUCCAGGGAGUUAUCAGCAAGACUGGGAACUCCUCCAGGCUCAGCCAGAUCUUCUCCAGUUCCAUCCUCGAGUAAAAUCAAUAAAAUCAAGAUUAACCCUAAGAAACUUGAUGAAGUUGUGCCUGUUCCGAAAUCUCGACGAGUAUUUCCGGAGCACGAAGGAAAGUACAAAAUUACAAUGCCUGCUGGGACUACUGCAAAGACACAAAAAAUACUAAAAGCAAAAUCUACAGGAUCCGUUGCCAAGGAAAGUUCAGUGUUUAAUAGACUAGGAGCAGACAAUAAAGGCAGAUCAACCACUCUCACUGAACACGGAGGGAUGAUCAUCAAGUCCUCCAAUACUGAGUCUUCAGUGUUCAGUCGACUUGGAGGGAAGAAGGCGGUGAAGCGAGCAGCUCAGUCAACAUCCAUGGAUGACGAAGAUGAGGAGGAAGGAGAAGCAUUAGGAUAUGCAGGAGUCCUAAAGUCCACUCCCUCUCCGGUUAAACGUAAUAAACUGGUCCUCACAACAACUACUGCCUCAGUGAAGAAAAAAGCAGUGGCUGCUGAUGCUGUUAAAUCGCCCAAGUCUGAGGGGAUCUUCGGUGGACUUGCUGUAAGGAGUCUUCAGGACCGGUUAGGCAAGAAAGUGGGCGGAACUUGCGCUGUGUCCAGUACUACAUCAGACGAAGGGGACGGUCCAGUCAGGAAGAAAUCAGGUAUUCAGAAACGUCUCGGUGCACAGAAGGUCACCUCAAGUACAAAGCCUGCUCCCAAGGUCACCCCACGCAAGGUCACAGGAGGAGACAAGAAAGGCUCUGGUGUGUUCAGUCGACUAGGAAAGAAGGCAAACACGUGACGAUCUUAACACCUGUGGAUCGUUAUUACAGGUGUUAAAUUGCUUGACAAGACAUAGUGGUAUAGAGAGUGACCUUGUGACCUUUAACCUGGUUUAGGAGUGUAGGUAGGGUUUUUGUGCUCUUUACUUUGAAAGUGAGACACAGAUGAUCCGGUAAAAAGCAGGAUAUUUAAUUGAUUUACAUUGGCCUGUGUUAAGCUGACAAAGUCAAGGUCACUUAAACAUUAACAGGGUAAAGAUUCUGCUCAUGAAAUUUGUCGGGGACUUGCUGUUUUCAGUUUCCAUUUGAUUGGUGUAAAAAUCUUGCCAAUCACAAAUCUGAUACUUUCCCUUUUGUGAUCAAGAUUGAGAUGGUCAUUCUUACAUUUAUGCUGCUGUGCAAUUCCAUUCAACUUUUCAAAAAAAAAUGCAUUAUAAUAUGGUGCUGUUUAUUUUGUCAAGUCAUAAUUCAAAGAUGCAAAGAAAAUACAGGUCAUUUGGUAUAUUGUAUGAAGGGAAAGAUAAUUCAGUAUAUUGUAUGAAAAUAGAGGUCAUUUGGUACAUACAUAUUAUGUAAAGAUCAAGGUCAUUUAGGUUAUUGUAAUAGAAUAAAGGUCAUUUAGUACAUUUAUUAUAUAGAUAGGUAUAAUAGUAUGGAGAAGGUUUAAUUAUAUGUUAAACAUACAUUUGAUGGAGUGGCAUUUAUUUUUGAGAUUUCAUUCGUUACAUGCUGCAAUGGAUGCUCAUAGUUAUAAUUAGUAACAGAUAUGACUACACAAACAGUUCAUGUGAAAUUGAUUCAACUUAUACAACUUUUGUGUUUUCACCUUCUUUGUCUUUUUACGAGACCAAAUCAGAUCUCACUGGACAUGUCAAGUUUUUGUGAAGACCAGAACUGAAUGACAACUUUUGAACUCAUUUGAGGUUUAUAUACAAUAUUGACAAACAUAACUGGUUAGUGGUUACUACUGAAAUAAUGUCAGUAUUUUAAUUUGUAUAUUUUAUUUGCUCUAAUAGGGCUAUUUUAGAAUAUUGUAAAGUGUAUUUCAGUUGUUCGGAUUGUGUUGAUACAGGAUUGUUACAUUUUCACUGGAGAUUAUGCAGUGUUUGUAGUUAUUUUAAAUUUUGUGUAUAAUAUUGAAACUUUUGUUUAAAUCUAUCACAUGAUGCACAAAGAAAAUUUGGUUUCCAAGAUGGACACCAGUCCUGAGUUGUUUCCACUUUACUUAUGCUCUGAAAAAUGGUGGAGGCUUGUAAACUCCUCAAGUAAUGUUUGGAAACUCUACAAUCCACUCUUUAUUGCAAAAUAUGGUUAAAAUUGUUUUGUGUUCAUUUACAAGAAUAAAUGUUCCAUAUCAGGCAUAUAUAUUAUUAAUUUAAUAUAGAGUAAGGUCACCUGUCAUCAUCAGGGUCAAGGGAUAGAUUUCUUUCAAUUGUCUGUCAUGUCAUCGAUAUUGUAAGACACAUAUGUUAGAACUCUUGUGACGUCAAAUAAAUGACGUCUUUUUGAUCUCUUUACAUUAUCACAGGAUUUCCUUGCAAGGGAAAAAUGAGUUGAAAUUACCCUGUAUAUAGGGAAAUAGAUUUGAGAAUUUGCAAAAAUUCAUCAUUAAUUUGAGUUGUAUAGUAAAUAUUACUUCAAACAUAUCAAAUUAUUAAAGUAAUAAAUUCCAUAUUACAUCAACACUGAUAUAAGAUUCUACUAAUACAGAGUUGAAAACAAAAUUUCACCUUAUUAGCUAAUUUCGUUUAGCCUAGUCGUAAGAUAUCCAGUUAUUAUCAACUUAAAGACUCUCUGAGAACUAGAGGUUGUAAGUUCAAGGUCAAGCAUAGGUAGGCUAUUUUUCUAUUACUCCUUCCUAUUAAGAUUUGGAGUUGUUGACCAACCCUUAUAUAAACUAUUAGAGAAAGAGAGGAUUCUUUGGAGUCCAAGAACCAGGGUUUUGGUUGUCGUCAGGUAGGAUUGAAACAAUAUGAAAAAAAUUAAAUUGCACGCGAAAAUAAGUUGGUUCAUAAUAUUGUACACCUGUAUAGAGUUUCAACUUACAAAUGAUGGCUGGGACCUAUAUCACUGUACAAUUAUCAAAAUUAAACAAUUUCCCUACAUGACAAAUUAUUUUACAAUAUAUAUCAUCAAAUAACUUGAAAGUAAUCAAACUGCACAUUUUACUUCCUUUCAACUAAACCUUUUGUUUGGUUAUAUGGUUCAUUAUGGUUCAGUGUGUGAAUGUGAUUGCAGGUAUUUUAUCCCAUUUUCUGUUCCAAAUGUAUUGGUUUAUGCUAUCUUUCUCUUUAGCAUGAUAUUAAAACAAGUACCGGGUACCAUGAGUCUACACUGCCCUUUAUUCAGGCAACAUGGAAUGAAAACAUCAUUUAAAAUAUAUUUUGUUUGUAAUUGAGUCAACCCUUUAUAUGAGUAUGUGCUUUAAAGACUGAAUUUUGGUUAUCAUUUUCAGUUUUGUUCAUUUUGGCAUUUUAUUCUCUGCAAUAGUUAAUGAAUUUCUAGUCUUCUGCGACUAGUGGAGAUUUUGUGAACGAUAGAAAUUUGCAUUAUUUUGUUACCUCCCUUGUCAUUGACUGCUCGUCUGGGUACGAUUUGAUGUUUAGAUGUUGAUUGUUUAUCUCCCUUGUCAUUGACUGCUCAUCUGGGUAUGAUGUGACGUUUUACCUUAGAUGUCGAAAAAGUGGUUUCAAAUCUCUAAAUAAAUAUCUUUUUCAAUAA
Messenger RNA from Pecten maximus, 3933 nucleotides. RefSeq lists its product as uncharacterized. Gene Ontology annotation, cellular component: nucleus. Lineage: Eukaryota; Metazoa; Mollusca; Bivalvia; Pectinida; Pectinidae. The coding region runs from base 33 to 1232 and encodes 399 amino acids. The record is from RefSeq and is a predicted model, not a curated record. The transcript has 9 exons. Gene Ontology annotation, molecular function: protein binding.